Molecule: messenger RNA, 2860 nt
Organism: Quercus robur (English oak)
Lineage: Eukaryota; Viridiplantae; Streptophyta; Magnoliopsida; Fagales; Fagaceae
Product: glutamate receptor 2.9-like
Exons: 5
Coding region: 97-2745 (882 amino acids)
Cellular component (GO): plasma membrane
Molecular function (GO): ligand-gated monoatomic ion channel activity; signaling receptor activity
Source: RefSeq, a predicted model, not a curated record
AUAUAUAUGUAUGUAUAAUAAUUGAGUGUAAUGUGAUAUGUACUAGACUGCCGAAAAAUUAAAGUUUGCUUAAUUAGAAAGUUAGAUCGAUCCCAAAUGCCUAUUCCUUUCAUUACUGUUUGUACUGUUUCGAGACCUUUGUUCAGUCCUGUGCUCGUUUACUUUCUUUUCAUUCUCUUUCUCCUCCCCCAUGGUCAUCAUGGAGCCCAAGCUAAUUCCUAUAAGAACAAAGAAAUAAAUAUCGGUGUCAUCAUUGAUGUGAAUUCCCGCAUAGGGAAGGAAGAGCAAACAGCGAUGGAAAUCGCAGCUCAGAAUGAAGCUCCAAAGGGUCGAAGUGUGUCUCUCCAUUUUCUGGACUCCGACAGAGACCCCCAACAAGUCGCUUCUGCUGCUGAAAAUCUUAUCAAAGAGAAGAAAUUGAUUGCUAUCAUUGGCAUGCACUCAUGGCAGAAAACAGCUUUAGUUGCUGAUGUUGGAAACAGGACUCAAGUUCCAGUUCUUUCAUUUGCAUCACUUGCCAUAACCUCACCAACGAUUCAACUUCGUUGGCCUUUGUUGAUUCGGAUGGCGAACGAAGGUUCUGCACAAGUAAAAUGCAUAGCAGAUAUUGUCCGUGCAUGCAAUUGGAGAAGAGUGAUUGUUAUUUACGAAGAGGAUGCAUAUGGUGGUGAUUCAGGAAUGUCGGCUCUCUUAGCUGAAGCACUUCAGAACAUUGGGGUGGAGAUUGAGUGUCGUCUGGUUCUUCCAUCAUUUUCCUCUGUGUCUAAUGCUGAAGGACUUGUACAAGAAGAGCUGGUGAAGCUAGAGAAUGAAACGCUGAGUCGGGUUUUUAUUGUUCUUCAGACAUCAUUAACGAUGGUGACUAACUUAUUCAGAGAAGCUAAAAAAUUGAGACUUGUUGGAGGAGAGACAGAGUCAGCUUGGAUAAUCCCAGACAGCAUUACAAACAUGCUGGACUCUAUUGACAAAUCCAUUAUUUCAUCUAUGAAUGGCACUAUAGGAAUCAAAACACUAUACUCCAAUCACAAUAAAGAAUAUGUCAAGUUUGAGAAAAGAUUCAGAGCCAGUCGUUCAGAGGAAGAAAACUCGAAGCCGGGAAUUUAUGCUCUACGUGCAUAUGAUAGCAUUAAAAUCAUUACUCGGGCCAUAAAGAGUAGUUCUGAUGACUCUAGUAGCCUUUUGAAAAAUAUAUUAUCAGACAGUUUCUCAGGUUUAAGUGGAGAAAUACGUUUUGAAGGGAAAAUGCUUUCACAAAAUCCCAAAUUCAAGAUUGUGAAAGUGGAUGGGGAGAAAAGCAAUGAAUUAGACAUCUGGACACCAGAUAAUAAUGGGGGUGUUAAGAAUACGAAUACAAAAGAAAAGGCUUGGCCAGGGCUAGAUAAGGUUCCCAAAGGCUGGGCAAUGCCUUCAAAAGCAAAACCAAUGAGAAUCGCAGUUCCAGCUCAUGCCAGGUUCAAAGAGUUUGUGGAGGACAUGAACAGAAACAACUCAAAUGGCGAAAUAUUUCGUGGUUUCAGCAUUGAAAUCUUCCAUAAGGUGAUGGAACAAUUGAAAUAUACAGAUAAUCUGCAAUAUAUAUUUGAGUCCAAAAAUGGAUCCUAUGAUGACUUGGUUGAACUUGUCCAUAACAAGACUUAUGAUGCUGUUGUUGGUGAUAUAACCAUACUAUCCAAGAGGUCAAAGGAUGUGGAAUUUACUCAGCCAUACACAGAGUCAGGGUUGACUAUGGUAGUUCCAGCGAAGUCUAAAGAGUCACCGUGGAUGUUCAUGAAGCCUUUUACCCGGGGAGUGUGGUUGUUGGUUGCUUUCAUCUUGAUUUACACCAUGUUCAUAGUUUGGUUCUUGGAGCAUCCAUCCAAUCCGGAAUUUAAAGGCUCGUUGAAGGAUCAGAUUGUGACCGCCAUGUGGUUUGCCUUCUGCUCUCUGUUCUUUGCUCACAGAGAGAGGAUUUACAACCACCUUACACGAGUGGUGAUCGCAGUGUGGCUAUUUCUAGUGUUUGUGUUAACUGCAAGCUACACUGCCAAUCUCUCUUCAAUGCUCACUAUUCAGAGUAUGGAACCGAGUGUCACAUCUAUGGAGUCGCUUAAGAGUAACAACUUAACCGUUGGUUAUGACAAGGGUGCCUUUGUAGGCAAAUACCUGGAGGAAAUGCAUAAUUUCAGCUCUACCAACAUCAAGGAAAUUGAUAGCGAAGAGAAAUAUAUAAAGGAAUUUGAAAGCAAAGGUAUAUCAGCUGCCUUUCUUGAAGCCCCAUAUGCGAAAGUCUUCCUCCAUAAAUACUGCAAGGGAUACAUCGCUGACACCAGUCAUACAGCCACCUACAGAUUUGGAGGCUUUGGAUUUGCAUUUCAAAAAGGCUCUCCGUUUGCUAGAGAGUUUUCGGAAGGAAUUCUGAGACUAUCAGAGAAAGGAGAUCUAAAGAUACUUGAAAAUGAUUUGACUCCCCCGAAUGAGUGUUCAAUGAAUGUGUCUUCCGAUGAAACCAGAAGCUUGGGCCUAAAAAGUUUCUGGGGUCUCUGCUUGAUAUCUUUCUCCACUUCCACUAUUUGUUUUUUGCUAUCCUUGAUUCAUUUAAUAAAGAACUAUCAACGCUAUGAAGAGGCAAACCGAGGUAGUGUAACUCCGAGUGGCAGUGUUUGGGACAAGGCAGCUAGAAUAGCAAUGUACUUUUAUGAUAAAGAGAUGGGGCUAAGUAGAGCUCAAUCUUCAAGCGAACUGAGUCUGGUUAUGAUACAAAGCUAAUCAAUGUUCCACAUUGAGAGUUCAUUGUAAAGUUAAGAUUUUAUUUUUUUAAUUUGAUAUUGUACAAAGUGUCAUGUGUAAUACCUGAAUAAGCUUUAUAAAAUUUAAUCCGACA